Molecule: messenger RNA, 2044 nt
Organism: Scomber scombrus (Atlantic mackerel)
Lineage: Eukaryota; Metazoa; Chordata; Actinopteri; Scombriformes; Scombridae
Gene: natd1
Product: protein NATD1
Exons: 3
Coding region: 64-390 (108 amino acids)
Source: RefSeq, a predicted model, not a curated record
UUUCUGGUUAACAACGCCGUACAGUACAUCGCAAUAGUCGUCAACUUUUAGCCAGCUACUACUAUGGCACAGGCGGCACAAGCCCUCGACGCAAACUCUCAGAUCCAGGUGGAGCACGAUAGAAAGCGUCGCCAGUUUGUCAUAAGACUCAAUGGAUCUCACGACCGAGCAGUUCUUCUGUAUGAAUACGUUGGGAAGAAGACGGUGGACUUGCAACACACCGAAGUUCCAGACGCUUACAGGGGGAGAGGAAUAGCCAAACACCUGGCCAAGGCAGCCAUGGAUUUUGUGGUGGAAGAGGAUCUGAAAGCCCACUUGACCUGCUGGUACAUUCAGAAAUAUGUCAAAGAAAAUCCUCAGCCUCAGUACUUCGAACAUAUUUAUCAAUGACCCGACAUGGUGCCAAAAGACAAGAAAGAGACUCCCAGGGAGAGAAAAUAUGGCACCAUGCUUUGGAGUUAGAGGCUGUUAAACAACAAAAGACCUUCCAGGCAUUGUUACACAUGACACUGAGUGAAUAUAGAGGCAACUGGUCUCACAAGACUUUUGUGUGAAUGUCGGGUCGCCUUGUCAGUUCUCUCCGUAACACGAGGACAAACACUCACCGGAAAGAUGAAGGGAAUCAGCUGGUCACAACUUGUUAAAAAAAGAAAGAAAAAGAAAAGAAGAGCAAGCAAACUAACCAAAUCUGACGGCCUGUUACCUCAGACAGAAACCUUCAGGGUGUAAACACAUCACUGGCUGGAUGAAAGGGUUCAGCGUGUAAAGAGAGAACAUGGGAGUCAUGUGUUUCUGUCCUCCUUCGGACUCACUGCUUGUGAGCAGCGCUACAAGGUGACCGACCCAGGUGUCUUUGUCCGUGGUGAUUUUGAUGGAACCAAUAAUUGCUUCAUUGACACUCGGAUGCUGACGACUUUUAUAUUUUGACCCCCUUUUGAUAUUUCUUUUGGUUUCAUUUUUUAUCUUUUUUCCCUUCAAUCUUAGAAAUUGAGUUUCUUAGGGCUAAAAUGCUUAUUUGGUAGGCUGUGAGUGCUAAAAAGCAUCUUUGAAAAUGUAAAGCUACUCAAAAGAUGUAUUUCUUUUCUAACUAACUGUAAAGAGGUAUAUGCAUAAUUUUGGUGGGUAAUGGGUAGUUAAAAGUUGUAUAAUCUACAUUUUGAAGACAUUUAUUUCCCCAAACUCAUUAUUUGGUUCCAGUGUUACUGUACCCACCUGUCUAGAGCCAUAAAAUAAAUGACUCCAACAUAAUAUAAACAGAUCCUGAUUCAGAACCAAAGAACACAAAUUGAGGAUUUUUACUACCUACAAAGGCAAUUCUGACCAAGCUUCAAAACAUAACUCAUCAUUUUCUCCAUCGUAUGUUUUGAAUAUUAAAAACACACAUGUGAAAAAGUGGGUCUGAAGCCCGUCACUGUGCGGUGCAAUACUUUAGUGUGGAUGUCGAUAAAUAUCUCUGUUCCAACCAGCAUUUUAAAAAACAGCACUGCUAACUAUAUUCAGGGCAUUUACAUCGUUUGUUCUGUCAUUCAGGAAAAUAAGACUGGAUGGCUGAAGCUUACACACCAAUUUUCCUUGUUUUUGGAUCUGUUGUUUUUUUCCAUCUUCCCACAAGGCUUCUUAAGCCUACUGAUGUCAAAAUGAUAAAGAUCAUCACAGAAGAAAAUUUUAACUGAGAAAAUGUUUUACUGUGGUUUCUCUAUUUGGGCUCUUCAGGAGCCUUUGCUGUUGACAAUCUCGAGUGUUGAAAGAGAAAAAUACCUCAGGUAACACACACUGGCAGGACAGACAUCAACAUGCAAGGCAGAGCCUGUCUGCUGUAAGAAUCACUUCGAGGUAACUGCAGGAAACAAAGUUCCCUUUGUAACACUUUGCAGUAGGUGGCACACACCUAUUGAGAGGCCAAGGUAUUAUUUCAUUUUUGUGUUUGUAUUUGUAAGUUUCCUCACGACUGCCUGAUUUAACAGUUUUGGGCUGCUGCUCUACCACAUGCGUCAAAAUGUACCAAUUAUUGUUAUGUUUUGUGCUUGAAACUUUUUUUUGUCAA